AUGUCAACAGUUAUUUCUCAACAAGAAAAUAAUGUCCAUCAAUCAGGAUAUAUUACUGCUAUUACAACAACAACAACGACAACACCAGCAGCAACAGCAGCAGCAGUCAAUGAUGCACAUGAAAAAUUAGUAUUAUGUGCGAUUAAACUAAUUUGCACUCAAAGAAAAAAGAAAAGUAAACGUCAUACGCACUUAACAUUUGUCGAUAGUUGUUCAAUAUCGACAUCAAGUGAGCAACCAUGUAUAGAAAUUGUGAAUGGAAAAAAUUCUUCAUCAAUAUUGUUAAAUGAAUGUAUAUCAUUUGAAUAUUUUGAUACUGUUAAAAAUGAUUUUCAAUCAUUUAUUUUUAUUUAUUAUGAAUCUUAUACCGUAUCAAUCUAUUUUUCUGAUGAACAUAUAAAUAAAAAACCAAUUAUUAUUAAACAUCUUGAAUAUAUGUGUCAAAAACGAACAGAUAUUAAUGAACAAUUAUCAUCACAUGAAUUGUCAUAUCAAACAACAACUGAACAUAUUCUACAUACAUUUGAUAUUAAAUUACUUCCAUCAGGAACAAUUUUAUCUCGUGAUCAUGUAUUAAUUGGUUCAGCACGAAUUUAUUUUACUACAACAGAUCUUUAUGUAACUUCAAUAGAUUGUAAUCGAAUAGAUUUAAAAACAACUAUUACAAAUCAAUGUCCAUCAAAAGAUCAUAUGAUUUUAUGUAUUCCGUAUUUUACAAUAAAACAUUAUGGAAAUCGUUCAAAUAUAUUUCUUAUUGAAUUAGGUAAAUCAAAUUAUGGUAAUGGUGAAAUACAUAUGAAAUGUUAUUCACCAUCAUUAGCUAGUACAAUACAUUUAUUAGCUAGUCCAGUUAUUGAAGAACGACCAUUAAUACUUUCAUCAGCAUUUCAAAAUAAAUUAUUAACAAGUAAACGGAUGGAAAAAUCGAAAAAUAUUCAUCCGCCUAUACAACUUACUCAUGAUAUAACAAAUCAAGCAAUUCUUGAUCCAUCGUUAUCAUUUCUUAAAAAAGAUUCUAUUGGAUCUAUAUCAACGAAAUCAAACGAAGUUAAAUCACGUUCCGUAGCUGGGUUUUUUCGUAAAAUACUGAAAAAUAGUACUUCAUUACGACGAUCAAGUACAUUUGAUAGUAAUCAAGAUAAUUUAAAUGAACAAUCGAAAAUUUUAUCUACUUCGUUAUCAAGUAAAUUAUUUGAAUUAAAUAUUGAAGAAAAUCGCAUUAUUUUACCAAAAUCUCAAACGACACCUCCUGAGACAUUUGAAUUACUUACUACUAAAAGAAAUCUUACUUCUCUUAUAUCAUCAUCAUCAUCAGUAAAUAGACAAGAAACAACUAUUGGAUCAUAUAUUGAUAUGGGUCCUGUUAAUGAAAAAACAGAUCACACGCAACAAUUAGAAAUGAUAGCUGAAGAACCAAAAGCAACGAGAGAUAUGGGCGUUAAUACUACAAUAAGUAUACCAUCAUAUAUUCGUUCAGCUAUUAUUGUUGGUGGUGCAGUACAUUUAAUUGCUGAAGAAAAAUCUAUUUAUCCUAUUGGUCAACGUUCGUUUACAUCUCCUGCUAGUGUUAUGCAACCAUUUAAAGCACAAUUAACUGGACAAACAACACUUAACACUUAUCCAAUAUCUACUGAUAUGAUAGCGUGUGCUUCAACUAGUUCUUUUCAUCAUCCAACAUCUACAUCAAGUUCUCAACAAUCAUUAUGUCUUUCUUAUGGUAUAGUAACUUUCAAUAAUCCACUAUUAACAAUGAAUAACACAGAACUUGAAUCAAGUUUAUUAUGUGAUGAUUCAACUAUUGAACGUCGUUUAAAUUCUGAUCUUAGUCUUAUGUCAACAUCUCAUCAACAACAACCAUCAAAUAGUUAUUCAUUUAGUAAUAUACUAUCAUCAUCAUCAAGUUCACAUAUAUUUCGUACAUUAUCUCUUUCAACAAAUAAUACUGGUGAUAAUACAUCACAUGGUAAUAUAUUGGUUUUGGAUGAAAAUGUUAUUGAUCAAACAACAAAUUAUUUACUUGGACCAGCACCAACACCAUCAUUAGUAUUAAAUGAUGAUACGAUAAAUCAAACUAAUAUACCAACAUCUCUAUCACGUUCAUAUUUAUCACAUAUUGUUGAAGAAAAAUCUUCAUCAAAUGAUCCAUAUGCAUUAAUCGAACCAUUAACUUUAUCUAAUUCUGCUAUAUCUAGUCUAUCUACAAUUCAUAAUGAGCCAUCAUUAUCAUCAGACAAAUCACUUGAUUAUAUUGAUUUACUUUUACCGAAAAAUAUCGAUGAUGAACAACGACAAGAUUUUAUUACGUCUGAUGAUAAUCAUAUUGAACAAUCAUCAUCAACAAGACUUUAUACCGAUAUUGAUUUUCAUCAAACACAACGACGUGAUCGUAUUGUACAAUUUGCAGAAAUAUCCAAAAUAGAUGAUCAAACACCACCAUUUAUUUUAUGA
This is a messenger RNA of Adineta steineri, 2448 nucleotides long. Lineage: Eukaryota; Metazoa; Rotifera; Eurotatoria; Adinetida; Adinetidae. The record is from the annotation of a GenBank genome assembly.